Fusarium venenatum is the source of this 1368-nucleotide messenger RNA. RefSeq lists its product as uncharacterized. Gene Ontology annotation, biological process: regulation of DNA-templated transcription; DNA-templated transcription. The record is from RefSeq and is a predicted model, not a curated record. Gene Ontology annotation, molecular function: zinc ion binding; DNA binding; DNA-binding transcription factor activity, RNA polymerase II-specific. NCBI's taxonomy places the organism in Eukaryota, Fungi, Ascomycota, Sordariomycetes, Hypocreales, Nectriaceae.
AUGAGACCCUCAUGCAGAUCUGUCAAGCCCCGCUCUGUAUCGUCUUCACCAGACUCUACAUCAUCAGAAGGGCCAAGAAAGGCUAAUAGAGCCUGUGAAAAAUGCACACGCACCAAGAAGAAAUGCGACAAAGCGUCACCCAGCUGUUCACGGUGUAAGAGACUUGGGAAUAAGUGCUGCUAUGACUAUACAUUCACCCCUCCAGUCACUGCUGUGAUAAGUCCUGUAAGCCCUGCAAACUCUCCCUCUGGGAGCGGACACACGCAGGACACUUUCACGCCAUUCCUUGACAUUUCCAGCUCUAUGAUUUUAAGCCUACUCUCCUCACAUAAUAACAGCCGGAGCCAUUCUAUUCAACACUACUUGGAGACCAUAAAUCCCUACCUCACUAUCGUUCAUCCAGAACUCUGGGCCAUCCGCACCAAUAAUUUCGGAUUCGAUUCUAUUACCGAUCAGGAGCUUCACAACCCUGCUACUGCCCUUUUGGCUGUAUGCAUGCAACUGUUUUCUCGCAGCGAUGAUUCAGUGGAAUCGAUGGGUAUUAAAGGAGAAGAGGGUAUUGACAUGCCAAUCUAUCGGGCUGCCAAGCAAAUCUUAAGCAUCUUGCGGACCCUUGAUACCCCAAGUAUCGAGCUUAUUCAAUGCUCUCUUUUGCUUGCAUUUUACGAGUAUAGCCAUGAGGAUCUAGCACGUGCCUACGUCAGUAUUGGAGAUGCUAAUACUAUGGCUUUGAUCCUGCAGGUGGGCCCUGGAAAAUACCUUGAGGUUGAGCAGGAGGCCUAUAUCCCAUACGAGGAAGAAGAACGUCGCUGCGUUUACUGGAGUCUCUUUGUGCUCGAUUGUCUGAUCCAAACGGAUUAUUCUUUUACUCAUAUGCCGCAUCAGAUACCAUGUCCAGUUGUCUCUCCUCCCGCCGCCGAUGACCUUCUACCGACGAACCACUUACCUUGGUACGAUGAGGACCAGUCUCCCUGCUAUGUCACUCAACGAUAUCCUGCAGAUACAGCGUUCUCAGUCCCUGUCGGGAUUUUCCAGAGGAACUGCCAGUACGCUAUGCUCUAUGCACGAACAUCUCAUCCAGAUCGAUCCGGCUAUAAGUUUGCCAGUCCUACUACCAUCCCAUUAUCCUCAAGACGAUAUCAUUCAACUAUGAAGUGGUCCAUUUCCUCCCCUCCGCUACUAUCCGGGAACUAUACAUGGGAAGAGGAACCUGAUUGGUUUGGGUGUCUGAGUCCAUUUGGCGACGAUACAUCUCUUUUAUCAUUUCAAAGGGACAUUGGCGACUUGAUAUUGCAGAAUGAUGCGAAACUGGAGAAACACAUAUUACAUUCCAGAGAAAGCACGGUGCAAUUUAGUGUCUGUUUAUAA